This is a messenger RNA of Microdochium trichocladiopsis, 270 nucleotides long. RefSeq lists its product as uncharacterized. NCBI's taxonomy places the organism in Eukaryota, Fungi, Ascomycota, Sordariomycetes, Xylariales, Microdochiaceae. The record is from RefSeq and is a predicted model, not a curated record. The annotation marks the transcript as partial. The transcript has a single exon.
GGCCAAUACGUGUAUGUAUGGAAAUCUUCAUGCAUUUACUACAACGCUACGACGCGGAGGAACGAGACCAAGCCGGCCGAGUGCAUCUGCUCCAUCUAUGAGCCAUGUGGCUGCGACGAAAAUCAUGACGAGUCAUACACGAGCGGUUUGCUGGGAAACGGCAGCUACCAGAGCCUCAACAAGAGUGCUGUCUUGGUAUACAACAGGGAUGAACACGACUCUGUUAUUCUGAUUCUGGGAGGAUUGCCUAAUGGGACCACUGCUCCAGGA